AUGGGCACCGGGGGAAAUAUUUGGAGAUCUCCUGUCAACCAGAAAUCGAAUCUCAAAAAUGACAAGAACAUAAACAGGAAAAGUGCCUUGAAGAUUAUACACGAUGUGCAAGCAGAGAAAUUCGACACCAUCCAAUGCGACCACACAGAUAAUAUACAAUUUCAUCGUCAUCAGAACAAGAGUCAAAAGGCGAAGUAG
Paracoccidioides lutzii Pb01 is the source of this 198-nucleotide messenger RNA. RefSeq lists its product as hypothetical. The transcript has 2 exons. Bases 1 to 198 code for a protein of 65 amino acids. The record is from RefSeq and is a predicted model, not a curated record.